Molecule: messenger RNA, 981 nt
Organism: Rotaria sp. Silwood1
Lineage: Eukaryota; Metazoa; Rotifera; Eurotatoria; Philodinida; Philodinidae
Source: the annotation of a GenBank genome assembly
AUGAAUAAAUUUUGUUCUUUGACUUUUCUUACAGAAGAAAGUCCACUAAAAAUUCCUAAAGUAACAUCAUUAUCAUCAUCUACAUUAGCUAGUUUGCGUGGUACACCAACUGAUGGAAAAUUAAAACCAAAUUAUUAUAGUAAAAAAAGUAAAUAUAAAGAUGAUUCAAAUGUUCAAUCACCAACGUUAAGUGGUUCAACACGUACAUCACUGUCACAAGGUCAUUUAACAACUAGUCGUAAAACAUCAUUAGUACUGAGCGAACAACCUAUUGAAUGUAUUGGUUAUUGUAUAAUAAUAUGUGGAACACUUGUUCAUCAUGAACCAGCUAUUACAGCUCCAUUACUUAUGGAUAUCAUUGAAACAAUUGGAAGAGUUGCUGCAUCUCAUAGAUACGCAUGGCAAGAAAAUUCAACUGUUGUUGCACUGGCUAAUUCAACUAGUACUGCACAACAAUUUAUUCAUUACGAAAAAUCAUUACAUACAGUUGCUUUAUCAUGGAAUGAUUUUCCAGAAUUUAAUUCAAUUAUUGCACCUAAAUGGCUUCCUAAUGAUAUAAAUGAACAAAAAUGUCUUUCUCUUGACAUUUCUACAACAUUACUCAGUAAUAUCGCACAAUUUAUGGAAUAUAUUUCGAUUGAUUCACCUAUUCAAUUAUGUACAAGUGUAUUUCUUGAAUUUGAUUUUUUAUUUGAUAAAUUAACACGUAUUUAUACAACAAUUAAAUCUAGUACACCAAUUAAUUAUGCAAAUGUGAGACGUGUUUUUGAUCCAUUUUCAAAAUUAUUAACAUUUAUUUUACAAAAUGAAACAUUUCAAUUAGAACAUAUUAUUCAAUUAUGCUCAAUAAUAAUAACAAAUGGAACGGAACGUAUGAAACAUUAUCUUAAUGAAACAGUUGCAUUUGUUGCUGAUAUUCAUACAAUAACAAAAAUAAAAGUUACAAAAAAAGAUUUUAAGAAAAACAAUCUAUUUUUUUGA